AUGCGUUUCUUCGCGAUCGUCGCUACAAUGACUGCCCUGGCUGCGGCUGGCCCGUUGCCACAAGGUUCACCAUCCGGCUAUGGUGGCUCCGGGGGUGGCUCUGAGAGCAGUCCAAUCAGCGGAGGCGCUGGAGGUGGCCAGCACGGAAAUGGCGCCGGACAAGGGCAGGGAGGCACCGAGAGUAGCCCUGUUGGUGGUGCUCCCGGCGGAGGUGCUGGAAAUCAAUAUGGUGGCGGUUCCGGCCAAGGUGGCACAGAGUCAAGCCCUGUAGGUGGAAAUCCAGCAGGUGGCGCAGGCGGUAGCCAGUAUGGGGGUGGUUCAGGCCAGGGAGGCACGGAAUCGAGCCCAGUCGGUGAUGCACUAGGAGCUGGCGCUGGAGGACCACCUGGCUAUGGAGGCGGUGGCUCCGGAGGAUCAUCUGGGCCACUUUGCCCUUAUGGCCUCUCUGCCAACCCCAAUUGCUGCCAGACUGAUGUUGGUGGAGUCAUCGCUCUGACUUGCAAAGCCCCACCUGGCAACCCAAGGAAUAAGCAAGAGUUCGCUCAGGCUUGCAGCUCUCAAGGCUUAACCCCUCAGUGUUGCGCUCUUGGAUUGCUCGGCAACCAACUCAUCUGCCAGAACCCGCUUUAG
Molecule: messenger RNA, 630 nt
Organism: Cercospora beticola
Lineage: Eukaryota; Fungi; Ascomycota; Dothideomycetes; Mycosphaerellales; Mycosphaerellaceae
Cellular component (GO): extracellular region
Source: RefSeq, a predicted model, not a curated record